AUGAAGGGGACCUGGGGGGCUCUGCUGCUGCUGGGCCUGGAGAUACACCUCUCCCUCGGCGUCAUCCCAGCCGAGGAGGAGAACCCGGCCUUCUGGAACCGACAGGCAGCCCAGGCCCUGGACGCUGCCAAGAAACUACGGCCCAUCCAGGGGGCCGCCAAGAACCUCAUCCUCUUCCUGGGAGACGGGAUGGGGGUGCCCACGGUGACAGCCACACGGAUCCUGAAAGGGCAGUUGAAUGGUAAGCCAGGGCCUGAGACACCGCUGGCGAUGGACCUCUUCCCGUACCUGGCUCUCUCCAAGACAUACAACGUGGACAGACAGGUGCCAGACAGCGCAGGCACAGCCACGGCCUACCUGUGUGGGGUCAAGGGCAACUACAAGACCAUUGGCCUGAGUGCGGCUGCGCGCUUUGAGGAAUGCAACACGACCUAUGGGAACGAAGUGGAGUCAGUGCUGAGCCGGGCCAAGAAAGCAGGGAAGUCCGUGGGCGUGGUCACCACCACCCGAGUGCAGCAUGCCUCACCUGCCGGCACUUACGCCCAUGUGGUGAGCCGAGACUGGUACUCAGACGCCGACAUGCCUGCCCAGGCCCUGCAGGAGGGUUGUCCAGACAUCUCUGUGCAGCUCAUCAGCAACGUAGACAUCGACGUGAUCCUGGGCGGGGGCCGCAAGUACAUGUUCCCCAGGUGGACCCCAGACCCCGAGUACCCAAGCCAGAGUGGCUUCAGGCUGGACGGCCGGAACCUGGUCCAGGAGUGGCUGGACAAACACCAGGUAGCAGGCCCAGGGGUGCGGGGCCUCUUCGAGCCGGGAGACACAAAAUUUGAUGUGAACCGAGACCCCACCCAGGACCCCUCUCUGAUGGACAUGACCGAGGCUGCCCUGCGGCUGCUCAGCAGGAACCCCCGCGGCUUCUACCUCUUUGUGGAGGGGGGACGCAUCGACCAAGGUCACCAUGAAGGCAGCGGCUACCUGGCACUGACCGAAGCUGUCAUGUUCGACUCCACCAUCGAGAAGGCGGGCAAACUCACCAGCGAGGAGGACACGCUGACCCUGGUCACUGCUGACCACUCCCACGUCUUCACUUUCGGCGGCUACACCCUUCGGGGAACCUCCAUCUUCGGGCUGGCGAACAAGAAGGCUUUGGACGGCAAGGCCUACACGUCCAUCCUGUACGGCAAUGGGCCUGGAUACGCUGGCCCCGGCCCCCGGCCUGAUGUCAAUGAGUCCCUGAGCUUGGACCCCGGGUACAAGCAGCAGUCAGCAGUGCCCCUGUCCUCUGAGACGCACGGCGGGGAGGACGUGGCCAUGUUCGCGCGCGGGCCGCAGGCGCACCUGGUGCGCGGGGUGCAAGAGCAGACCUUCGUGGCGCACGUGAUGGCCUUCGCCGCCUGCCUGGAGCCCUACACGGACUGCGCGCUCACGCCCCCCGCCGCCACCGCCACCGCAGGGGCGUCCCCGGCCACCACCACCGCCGGGGCGCCCCCCGCCACCACCCCGCGGCCGCUGCUGGUGGGAGCGGUGACCCUGGCGCUGCUGCUGCUGUUGCCAUCUGCCCACUGA
Molecule: messenger RNA, 1566 nt
Organism: Echinops telfairi (small Madagascar hedgehog)
Lineage: Eukaryota; Metazoa; Chordata; Mammalia; Afrosoricida; Tenrecidae
Product: intestinal-type alkaline phosphatase-like
Exons: 10
Coding region: 1-1566 (521 amino acids)
Biological process (GO): dephosphorylation
Cellular component (GO): plasma membrane
Molecular function (GO): alkaline phosphatase activity
Source: RefSeq, a predicted model, not a curated record